Vanderwaltozyma polyspora DSM 70294 is the source of this 2877-nucleotide messenger RNA. RefSeq names its product DEAD/DEAH box helicase. NCBI's taxonomy places the organism in Eukaryota, Fungi, Ascomycota, Saccharomycetes, Saccharomycetales, Saccharomycetaceae. The transcript has a single exon. The record is from RefSeq and is a predicted model, not a curated record. Gene Ontology annotation, biological process: telomere maintenance; DNA repair. Gene Ontology annotation, molecular function: ATP hydrolysis activity; DNA helicase activity. The coding region runs from base 1 to 2877 and encodes 958 amino acids.
AUGGGUUUAAGGAAUUGGGAGAUAUUUCAAAAAAUUGGUAAAUUAUAUCUUAAGAGUUUAACCGGAGUUUCCAAAGAUUAUAAAGCUACUAAUAGGUCAUCAAUAUAUCUCAGAAGGCAAAUGGCUACUUUCAAUAAUGUUUGGAAUGACAAGAAGAGAAAAAUAUCGUCAGAUGAUUUAAAUGACUUACUUUCGGAUACUGGAGAUUGGGAAGUUACUGAUAAUUUAGUACCAAAAAGAGAAGACCCCAUUGCAAGGAAGAAUAUUGUUACCGCUACUGGUGAUAGCAAAAAUAGUAAAAAAUUGCAAAAACUAAAAUCAAAUAUUUCUUCAGAUGAUUAUGAUGAUGAUUUACUGAUUUUGAAAAUGUUUGGGAAACAAAAUAAUAAGAAAUUAACUGGCGGUAACAUUGUUUCUUCCAACCAUAUUCAAAACCCUCCGCAACAACUUAACUCAAGCUUUUCAGGCCUAUUUGAUAAAACUGAAGUAGCGAAAAGUACCCAAAUUAUAAACAAAACUCCCAAAUUAUUAGAUUUAAAAAAGGAGGAAGAUGCCUUAAAGGCAAUCGAUUUUACAGAUAUCGAUAUAGUAAGUGAUUUUAGAGAAUCUUCUUCUUCUUCCUCAUUCUCAUCUCCAAAGCCCAAUAUUCCUCCGGUAAUUGUUAUAGAAGAAGAAGGCCCAUUAUUUAUACAAAGCCAAUUGGAGGCAGAUGCCAAAAUGAUAGAGCAUAUAUCUGAAAUUGAUAAAAAAGAAGCCUUACUCAAGAACUCGGAAGAUAUUCCAAUUAAAAAUGCAAUUUCCACGGCAAAAGAUUCAACAGGAUUAAGAAAUAUUAACGUAGAAAGAACGGAAAUUCCAGAUUCUGAUAUCUUGGAAAGCAGUGUCAUAAUUACAAAAUCUGAAACUAAAAAAAAUGUUAAAGAGGACAUACCAAAUCAAAAUGUAACAGCAACAGUAUAUGGAGAAAAGUUUAGGUUUCUCACACAACGACCAGGGUAUGCUGACAUUGAUGACGAAACAAAGAAGUUGAAUUUACCAGAACGAACAAAAGUUAAAAUUCCUAUUAGAUUAAGUAAAGAACAAGAGGAUAUCAUUAAGCUAGCGGAAAAAGGGUUCAAUAUCUUUUACACAGGUAGUGCUGGUACUGGUAAAUCUGUACUUUUACGUGAAAUGAUAAAAGCAUUAAGAAACAAGUAUGGUCACGAGAAAGUAGCUGUUACUGCCUCCACUGGGUUGGCGGCUUGUAAUAUCGGUGGUAUUACUGUACAUUCCUUUGCCGGGAUUGGGCUAGGGAAUGGUGAUACAAAUAAUCUUUAUAAGAAAGUUCGUAGAUCCAGAAAACACUUAAAUAGGUGGCAGAAAAUAAAGGUCUUAGUUGUGGAUGAAAUAUCGAUGUUAAAUGGCGAACUCCUGGACAAAUUAGAUGUGAUUGCUCAAAAAAUAAGAAGGAGUAAACGUGCAUUUGGUAAUAUUCAGUUAAUAUUUUGCGGUGAUUUCUUUCAGCUACCUCCUGUAUCAAAGAAUACUGAUAAUCCUAGUACAUUUGCGUUUGAAUCACGCUUAUGGAAAGAUGGUAUCGAUGUCACAAUUAUGUUGCAGAAGGUAUUUAGACAGGAGGGUGAUUCAAAAUUUAUUGACAUGUUAAAUAAAAUGAGAUUAGGAGAAAUUGAUAUCGAGACUGAAACUGAAUUUAAGAAGUUAUCGAGGGAAUUAGAAAAGGAUGAAAUUAUACCUGCGGAACUAUAUAGCACACGUUAUGAGGUGGAAAAAGCUAAUAAUUCAAGAUUAGCCAAACUUCCUGGGGCAACAAUGAAAUACCAUGCAAUUGAUGGUGGAUCUUUGGAGGAUACUGAGUUAAAAGAAAGGUUGCUUCAAAAUUUCCUUGCUCCUAAAGAGUUAAAGUUAAAAAUUGGCGCCCAAGUCAUGAUGAUCAAAAAUAUCGAUGCUACUUUGGUAAAUGGAUCCCUAGGGAAAGUUAUUGACUUUAUGGAUCCCGAAACAUAUAUGUUUUACGAAAUAAUUGUAAGGAAUCCAACAUUGGAUGUUGAUGAGUUAGAAACCUUAAAGAAAGAUCCAUCUUUAUUAAAAGAAGCAUGGAAGUCUGAGAGCGAUGAUGAAGAAAAUGGUACAGCAGUAAGAAACAAGUUGGUAAAAGAAGCUUUUUGCAAAACAGAAGAAGAUUAUAAAAUAUCUAGUUUAGGGGUUAACAUAUUCGAUUUUUUAUCAAAUGUUAGUGGUGACAGUACCGAAAUUAUUGACAAUAUCAACAGGAAGAAGAAUUUACUACAAGAAAUUCAUAAAUCUUCUACUGGAAAAAGGAAACUUCCUCUUGUUAGAUUCAAGAAUUCUGAUAUGUCUUCUAGAACUGUUUUGGUUGAACCUGAAGAUUGGUCUAUCGAAGAUGAGAAUGAAAAACCUAUUGUAUCAAGAAUCCAAUUACCGCUAAUGCUAGCUUGGUCCUUAUCGAUCCAUAAAUCUCAAGGUCAGACAUUACCUAAAGUGAAGGUUGAUUUAAAGAAUGUAUUUGAAAAGGGUCAAGCAUACGUUGCUUUGUCGAGAGCGGUUUCUAGAGAUGGAUUACAGGUUUUAAAUUUCGAUAGAAGUAGAAUCCAGGCUCAUGAAAAGGUUCUUGACUUUUACAACACAUUAUUAAGUGCUGACGACGCAUUAAAGAAGUUGAAUAACAAGGAUAAAACAGAUGAUGACAAUUAUACUGUUGGGGGAAAUAAAGGAUCAAAUAGAUUUGCUCCUAAAUAUGAUUACGAAAAGGUAAACAAUGAAUCCGGAGAUGCACGUUAUAGAAUUGGAAAAGGUAUUACAGCAAUGCUUGCUGCUAAUAAACGGAAAAACUUUAUUGAAAAGGAUAAUAAUUUUUAA